GUUGGACUGGGAGCUCCUUAAAAUAAUUUAUUCGCGGUAUCCUGUCAGUAUCUUCGAUCCCACCCGCCCACAAAGGCCAGCAAGGUUAAGCAGGCACGGAGGGUGUCGUGCACACUGCAUUUUCCUGUUGGACAUCUGAGGAGGACCAGCCCAAGGAUGGAAGCUGUGGCUUUGUAUAACUUCCAGGCUGACGACAAGGAUGAAUUGACCUUUAAGAAAGGCGACACACUGAAGGUCCUCAACAUGGAAGACGACCAGAACUGGUACAAAGCAGAGCUCUUUGGCUAUGAAGGGCUCGUCCCAAAGAAUUACAUUAAGAUGAAGCCUCACCCGUGGUACUCUGGCAAGAUUUCCAGACAGGAGGCUGAACAGGUCCUCUUAAAACGGCAGUUCCGGGGAGCUUUUCUGAUCAGGGAAAGCGAGAGCAGCCCUGGAGAAUUCUCCAUCUCCGUGAACUAUGGAGAUCAUGUCCUACAUUUCAAAGUGCUCCGGGAGAAGAAUAGCAAGUAUUAUCUCUGGGACGAUAAGUUCACUUCUAUAAACCAACUGGUGGAUUUCUACAGAACCAACUCCAUCGCUAAGAAGGAGCAACUCUUUCUCCGAGAUCAUAUGAAAAAGCAGGAAGUAAGAGGGGGUCCCAGGACUCCAAAGUUCGUCCAAGCGCAGUUCAACUUCUCUGCCCAAAAUGCAUCCCAGCUGAGCUUCCAGAGAGGAGACAUCAUUGAAAUCCAGGAUUGUUCCGACCCCGACUGGUGGAGAGGGAAGAUUGGUGUGAAAAGCGGCCUCUUCCCCAGGAACUAUGUUUUCCCCCUGCGCAUAUGACCGGCCCUGCUCAUGCUCCAACUGGAGGACCCUUUUGCAGUAGCCAAAGACUUUUCAAAUUGAGGCCAGAAGUGCCACAGAAAAUCGAGGGGAUGGUCGUCCCACUCAGACUUUUUUCCAGGAGGAGGACAAAGGGGGCUCCCUCACAUAAGUGCCAACUCUCCACCCAUCUGAGAGCUGCAGUCCCUGCAUCCUUCCUGGUUGUCUGAAUUUCCAGCCAGAACCAAAUGCUGAUGGCAGAUCACACCGUCUGCACAAGUGGGGCAGACGAAUGGUGAUCCCUGCUAGCUCUGACAGGGCAUGUCUACAUUGCAAAUAUAUAUUGGUUUGAUGCCAUUGUAGCUUCCUUAAACAAGCUGGGGGACUUUAUCUCAGUGAGGAUGCUGAGAAUUGUGCUGGAAGUCCCAGGUGUGCCAUGCACAGAACUGCUGUUUCCAGUAUCCCCUGUGGAAGGGAAAUGACUGCUGAACAAGCAUCCAGCCUGUUCUUGCAGAUGCAGCCUUUUCUUGUAAAUACAUUCUUCUCCCUUUGCUUGUG
Messenger RNA from Hemicordylus capensis (graceful crag lizard), 1359 nucleotides. It is a transcript of the gene GRAP, whose product is annotated as GRB2 related adaptor protein. Gene Ontology annotation, molecular function: protein binding. The record is from RefSeq and is a predicted model, not a curated record. The coding region runs from base 157 to 822 and encodes 221 amino acids. The transcript has 5 exons. Lineage: Eukaryota; Metazoa; Chordata; Lepidosauria; Squamata; Cordylidae.